AUGAGCGCACAGGGGAUUGAGAGUAUGGAGGCGAAGAGGAGGAGGGGGGAGAAGUCCGCCACCAGCGAAGGUGCCAUCCCUCUAGAGGUGCUGGACUGCGCCUUCUGCUUUGAUCCCCUCAGGCCUCCCGUCUUUCAGAAUGUUGAAGUGAAUCCAUUAGGGCCAGGAGAUAUAUUAUUUCUCCCUUCUAAGGGCGACAAUAUGAGGCAUUUAUCCUCCCAAUCAGUGUUGCAAGUCAUCCUAUCCAAUUUCUCAAAAUGUAGGGUCGGGCAUGUGAUAUGUUCGUCUUGCCAUCACAAGCUCCGGAAGAAGGACAAUUGCCAUGUGUGCGCCAUUACCGGAGGCUACAACCGCUGCAUCGCCUUCGACCACAUCCUCGAGUCUAUUAAGGUCUCUUGCUCCAACUCCAUCUAUGGGUGCACCAUCAAGACACACUACUACCAGCAAGAGGAGCAUGAGAAAUCGUGUCCGCAUGCGCCCUGCUUCUGCCCCGAACCUGGUUGCGGCUUCGCAGGCUCAACCGCCCAACUCCAGCGCCAUCUCACUGUCGAUCACAUGUUGCCCGCAACUGCGUUUGCGUAUGGAUAUUCUUUCACCCUUCAUAUGCAGGAAGGAAUGCGUGUUCUCCACAGGAAAGAAGAAGGUGGCCCCCUUUUCCUAGCAAAGUUCACGUUGGUGCCACCUUUCGGCAAUGCUAUCUCCAUCUUGUGCAUUCAUCCUCAUGUUGUGACAGAAAAUCAUAGAUUCGAGUGCGAUGUUGAUUUCUACAGCCGCACCAUGGGAUGGCACCAACAUUCAAAUUUCCAGAUCAUAAGCACGAAUCUCUCCAACGGGUUCCCAGGGGAGGAGGCCAGCUAUACAUUUGUUGUGCCAAAAAUUUCUUCCGACCCGCACACCACCACCACCCGCCUCCUCAUUCGCCCCCCAAAGAUAACCUGUCCCUAA
Molecule: messenger RNA, 945 nt
Organism: Triticum turgidum subsp. durum (durum wheat)
Lineage: Eukaryota; Viridiplantae; Streptophyta; Magnoliopsida; Poales; Poaceae
Source: the annotation of a GenBank genome assembly